This is a messenger RNA of Cryptotermes secundus, 1497 nucleotides long. RefSeq names its product tachykinin-like peptides receptor 99D. Gene Ontology annotation, cellular component: plasma membrane. Gene Ontology annotation, molecular function: tachykinin receptor activity. The transcript has 6 exons. The record is from RefSeq and is a predicted model, not a curated record. The coding region runs from base 257 to 1486 and encodes 409 amino acids. Lineage: Eukaryota; Metazoa; Arthropoda; Insecta; Blattodea; Kalotermitidae. Gene Ontology annotation, biological process: G protein-coupled receptor signaling pathway.
AUUAAUUAUGUAGACAAUUGUUCAUUUGUUUCUCUAAGAGACAUUGGGAAGCAUUUUCAAAGAUUUAAUACAAACUGACGACAUUACUGGAUUAAUUGAGACAACUUUCAUUUUGAGGCUAAUAUUUACACGAAAUUAGCAAUGGAAUUUUGGCAAAUGCUAUCUUUCUGACAUGAGUCUCACGAGUGACAGUAGCAAAGGAGGUCGCAUGAACAGUAGUGACAACUGUAGAAAGUGAGAAUUAUCUUAAAAUAAAAUGAACGAGAGUAUAGGGAGCUUAACAACCACUUUGUGGCCAAACGAAACUUCUACUCCUGGUAACGACUCUUUGUACUUUAACAACUCCCAAGAAGAUCACAACCAGUUCAUCUUGCCGCUGUGGCGACAAGUCGUGUGGUCACUGCUCUUCGCUAGCAUUGUGGUGGUGGCCACAGGUGGCAACCUCAUUGUCAUCUGGAUUGUUCUGGCCAAUAAGAGAAUGCGAACAGUGACAAACUAUUUUCUUGUGAAUUUGUCUGUCGCGGACGCCAUGGUAUCAGCCCUGAACGUGACUUUUAACUAUAUAUACAUGCUGAACAGUCACUGGCCUUUCGGAACGUUGUACUGCAAGAUCAGCCAAUUUAUCGCCGUACAAUCCAUCUGCGCUUCGGUGUUCACGCUCAUGGCCAUCUCCAUCGACCGGUACAUGGCAAUUAUGUACCCACUGCGGCCUCGAAUGGGACGCCGAACGACCCUGUGCAUCGCGCUGGGCAUCUGGGUUGUGGGCACGGCUCUGUCGAUGCCCAACCUGCUCUUUUUUACCACGUUUGCCCACCAGUUCUCAGACGGUGGCACGCGGAUUGUUUGCUACGCCGAAUGGCCGGAUGGUCCUAGCAUCGAGAGCUACCAGGAGUACAUCUACAAUAUCGUAUUCAUGAUCCUGACGUACUUCCUGCCAAUCGGCUCUAUGAGCUUCACAUAUGCGCGGGUGGGGCUGGAGCUGUGGGGUAGCCAGAGCAUUGGCGAGUGCACACAGCGCCAGCUGGAAAACAUCAAGUCCAAGAGGCGGGUGGUGAAGAUGAUGAUCGUGGUAGUGUCGAUAUUCGCCGUGUGCUGGCUUCCAUUCCACAUGUACUUCAUACUGAUGGCACUAGUGCCUCAGAUCACCAACACGAGGUACAUCCAGGAGGUAUACCUCGCCAUCUACUGGCUGGCCAUGUCCAGCUCCAUGUACAAUCCCAUCAUCUACUGCUGGAUGAACUCCCGGUUCAGACGCGGGUUCAAACAGGUUUUCUCGUGCUGUCCUUGUGUGCAUCUGGCGCCAGAGACGCUCUCGCGUCGUGAAGUCGUCACCAGCCGCUACAGCUGUUCUGGGUCCCCGGAAGCUCAAUGCCGCAUCAUCAGGAAUGACUCUUAUUUCGAAAUGACGCUCACACCGUCGCUGGAACUUACCUACCCCCAGUUAUACGCCAAGUUGCGAGCUCGAGGAAAAAAACCGUUUUCGUAGAGGCGAUUGGA